Lactuca saligna is the source of this 992-nucleotide messenger RNA. The record is from the annotation of a GenBank genome assembly. Lineage: Eukaryota; Viridiplantae; Streptophyta; Magnoliopsida; Asterales; Asteraceae.
AUUUAGAGUUGCUAAAAUAUGGGUUAAAACCCAAAACACAUCAACAGUUACAUUAUUCUUUUAGAAAAAAAUAAAAUUGUAUUUCGAAAUUCACCGGUUCCCCAAAUUACAUCGUCUCAUUCUCCGGUUCCCAUUUUGAAAUCAUUCACUCACCCCCAACUUCAACCAGUUGCUGCUUCAGAGCGAGAGGAGAUAAAUUUCGAAGAUCACCUCUUUUUACCACAAAUCUAGCCAAGAUGAGUACCAUGAAGUUUUGCCGAGAAUGCAACAACAUCCUCUACCCUAGAGAAGAUAAAGACCAAAAGAUCCUCCUCUAUGCUUGCCGCAACUGCGAUCAUCAGGAGGUUGCAGAUAACAACUGUGUGUACAGAAAUGAGGUACACCAUACAGUUGGGGAGAGAACUCAAGUCUUGCAGGAUGUUGCUGCUGAUCCAACUCUUCCCCGCACUAAAGCAGUUAGAUGUGCUCAAUGUGGUCAUGGAGAAGCUGUUUUCUUCCAGGCAACUGCAAGAGGGGAAGAAGGUAUGACAUUGUUUUUCGUGUGCUGCAAUCCCAACUGUGGCCAUAGGUGGAGGGAUUGAGAGACAAGAAAUCAGGAGUUAAAACUUUUAGGAACCAAACUGAUGACUGAGUUUUGAUUGGAAAAUGUGGAUGAAAAUUUGUGACAUUUUUAAGUGUGAUCCUAAUCCUAAUGAUGACUAAUGUAUGAUUAGGAGGAAUGUGAGUUUGAAUCACUUCAUCUGUGAAAUGGUGUCGAAAAGUUAAAGUUAGUUUGCUUUAAUCAUAACUUAUUUUAGUAGAGUCUGAAUCACUUUAACCAGGUUGUGAGGAAAAUGAAAUGUGAGUGCACUAGACAAAAAUCACUAAACAACGUUUAUUUUUGGGGUUUUUUCAGCUAAAUCAUAUGAUGUGUGUUAAUAAUAAUAAUAUAUUUUUAAUUAUAAUAACGCAUGUGAACUUAAACUUUGCAAUAUGUUGUAUACUUUUUAUGU